This is a messenger RNA of Bradysia coprophila, 1970 nucleotides long. Its product is annotated as tubulin alpha-1B chain-like. Lineage: Eukaryota; Metazoa; Arthropoda; Insecta; Diptera; Sciaridae. Gene Ontology annotation, cellular component: microtubule. Gene Ontology annotation, molecular function: GTP binding; structural constituent of cytoskeleton. The record is from RefSeq and is a predicted model, not a curated record. Gene Ontology annotation, biological process: microtubule-based process.
UUUUGUUUUCUUGCAUUCAUCAAGUCAAUUGUGUUCUGCACUCGCCGACUUCAUUUCGAUUUCGUCUUUGUACUCGUCGACUUGUGUGAAUUUGACUGCGUUUUUUCCUUUUUUAAUUUUCAAAAUUUUAUUUCAUCGAAUUGAAAAUGCGUGAAAUAAUCUCAAUUCACGUUGGACAAGCUGGAGCUCAAAUUGGCACAUCCAGCUGGGAAUUGUUCUGCCUCGAACAUGGAAUCAAUAUGGACGGCAGCUUGCAAGAGAAGCCAGUGAUCGACGAAAAUACGUCCACAUUCUUCAUGGAAACAUCUGCCGGUAGAUAUGUCCCGAAUAGUGUCUUCGUUGACUUGGAACCAUCGGUCAUUGAUGACAUAAGGCAUGGUUCAUUAAGGACACUGUUUCGUCCCUUCACGCUAUUGAGUGGAAAAGAGGAUGCUGCGAACAACUAUGCGCGUGGCCAUUACACCAUCGGCAAAGAGAUGAUCGAUAAUGUUUUAGAGCAAGUGCACAAAAUGGCCGAACAGUGCAAAGGCUUACAGGGCUUCUUGAUUUACCAUUCGUAUGGUGGAGGUACUGGUUCCGGUUUCACAACGCUAUUGAUGGAACGCUUAGCAAUGGAAUUUCCGAAGAAGAGUAAACUGGAAUUUUGCAUUUAUCCGUCGCCCAGAGUAUCAACAGCCGUUGUGGAGCCAUACAAUUCGGUGUUGACGGCCCAUGGGACACUAGAACAUUCAGAUGUGGCAUUCAUGUUCGAUAACGAGGCAAUAUUCGAUAUUUGUAAAACGAAAAUCGGCAUCGAUCAACCCGGCUACGUGAACUUGAAUCGCAUCAUUGCUCAAGUUGUAUCAUCGACCACUGCUUCACUUCGGUUUUCCGGUUGCAUGAAUGUCGAUCUCAACGAAUUCCAAACGAAUUUGGUUCCGUAUCCACGCGUCCACUUUCCGGUAGUGUCAUACGCACCGUUGCACAGCUUACAAAAGGCGUUACACGAACAAACAUCGGUCGUCGAAAUUUCGAAUGCCUGUUUCGAUCGUUCCAAUUUGAUGGUCAAAUGUGAUCCAGCCAGAGGCAAGUACAUGGCCUGUUGCAUGUUAUAUCGCGGCGAUGUUGUGCCCAAAGACGUGAAUGCAGUGAUUGCUAGUCUGAAGUCGAAGCGACACAUUUCAUUUGUGGAUUGGUGUCCGACCGGCUUCAAAAUUGGCAUCAAUGACAAACGGGUGAGAGCGAUUCCGGGCACCGAACUAGCUGAAAGUUCUCGUGCGGUUUGUAUGUUGGCGAACACAACGGCUGUGGUGGAGGCAUUCAGUCGACUGAACGAAAAGUUCGAUCUGAUGUUUCGAAAGCGGGCUUUCGUUCACUGGUACGUUGGAGAAGGAAUGGAGGAAGGUGAAUUCGGAGAAGCGCGUGAAGAUAUGGCCGUGUUGGAGAAGGAUUACGAAGAAAUCGGAGGCGACACACCGACUGAUGACUAUUAUGAAGAAGUGGAAGAGUUCUAAACAAUGACUGUAGUAGUGUAGGGGUGGGAAAGACGAGUACUGUGAGGUACAACCGCAUCAUACACAAACCAACAAAACCAUCAAUGUCAUCAUCACACCAACAACCACACUCGAAGAGCACUACGCAAUGGGCCCAGCAAUGGUCUCGGUGUCCUUUUUCUUGUAAAUUCAAUUGUAAUUUGUAAAAGAGAACUAUUGAAUCGAUCAAAUCAGGGGUGGGAUGGGCUAGUAGUUUUGUAAUCUUUUUAUUUUUGAUUUGUUAAUUUUUGUCCCAAUUUUUUCUCAAUCUUUUUUAAGUUUAAGUGAAGCUCAGCUUCAACAUGUAGAGCCGAUUCGUUUAUGAUUACUUAUUGUUUUAGCCAUGUUCAUAAACAAAUCGUUUCAUUGGUUGUCCACACAAGCAAUACAAGAUCAAGGAAUUAAUCUUUUUUAUAAGUAGAAUUUUCAAUCAUUGCAAAUAAACUCAAAACCAAUUUA